AUGCUCAGCACAGCAGCCCACGUGGACAGGCAGCACCCAGGGCUGACAGCACCUGGAAUGGCUCCCAGUAACACUCUCAUGAUCCACAUGGAUGAGAAACUGCUGCCAAAAGAGAAGAAUAAACUCAGAAAGCCGGUGGUGGAGAAAAUGCGCCGUGACCGGAUUAACAGCAGCAUUGAGCAGCUGAAGCUGCUCUUGGAGAAGGAGUUCCAGAGACACCAACCCAACUCCAAGCUGGAGAAAGCCGAUGUCCUGGAGGUGGCCGUCAGCUACCUGAAGCAGCAGAGCCAGCUGCAGGAGCCAGCAUUCAUUCACAAGAACCCAGAGCAGGACUUCAACAGCGGAUACCUGCGGUGCCUAAAGGAAGCGAUGCAUUUUCUAUCCUACUAUGAACCCAGGAAGGAGACUCAGGCCCAGCUGCUCAAGCACUUCUGCAAAGCUCAGAUGGGUGCAGACAUCACACGCUCUCCUGCCACACGCAGUGCACCUCGCUCACCCUGUGUGUUUGCCAGAAAGCAGCCUGCCCAGAAAACUGCCCAGAAAACUGCAGCAGCAGCUCAUACCAUCUGGAGACCCUGGUAGACCUACUGAUGAACUUUGCUUUAUUCCUAUGUUUUGCUAAAAAAAAAAGAAAAAAAAAUAGAGGGACUUGUGAUUUAACGAUCCCUCUUCAAAGUAGGAAACAUUGCUUUCCAAAGGUGGGAGGGGGAAGGCUUUGUUUUUCUGUUGUGAGAAAUGAAGGUCGCUGAGUAGUUUCCCUUCACACUGAAGGACUGUGUAUCUCGCAGCAGAUCUGCUGCUCCUGCCGGUGGCUCGGAGCCGAGAGAAGGCUGAGCUCUGCAGCAACCUGGAGCCAAAGCCCUUCGCUUCCACCUCACCUCCUGGCUGCUGAGCCCGGGCUGUCAGUGGAAAUCUCUCUAUGAACUCCCUGGGUCACUGGUUCAAGUGCUGCAUUGUCUGCAGACAAUGUCCCGACCUUCGCAAAGAAGGAGCACUUCUGAGAAUGUACUUUGUAUCAUAAAGCCAGCAUUGAGCUCUCCUGAGUGAAAGAUGUUAUUCAGAAUCACUGAUGCUUCUGAAGUUCCUAUGCUAUUCAUAGCACAAUUCCUUACAGAUCGUUAUUAUGAUAACAGAU
Molecule: messenger RNA, 1135 nt
Organism: Lagopus muta (rock ptarmigan)
Lineage: Eukaryota; Metazoa; Chordata; Aves; Galliformes; Phasianidae
Product: transcription factor HES-5-like
Exons: 3
Coding region: 1-582 (193 amino acids)
Biological process (GO): regulation of neurogenesis; regulation of transcription by RNA polymerase II; anterior/posterior pattern specification
Cellular component (GO): nucleus
Molecular function (GO): DNA-binding transcription factor activity, RNA polymerase II-specific; protein dimerization activity; RNA polymerase II cis-regulatory region sequence-specific DNA binding
Source: RefSeq, a predicted model, not a curated record